Molecule: messenger RNA, 1849 nt
Organism: Punica granatum (pomegranate)
Lineage: Eukaryota; Viridiplantae; Streptophyta; Magnoliopsida; Myrtales; Lythraceae
Source: RefSeq, a predicted model, not a curated record
UCACUCCCGAGAUACUGCUGGUCCUCACUGUCCUUCCUCGAGAAUCAUGCAGGGAGGCCACCACCUACCCCCGCCGCCCAAGCCGGGCCACGUGCCGCCGCCUGACGACCCGGAACCAGAGUCGGCGCGAGCCGCUCCGGCACUCCAGCUCCCCCUCACGACCGCUGGCGCCAUCCGGAAGAAGGGAACCGGCGUCCGGGCAUGGCUCCUCCUCGACGCCACCGGGCAGGCCCAGGUGGUGGAGGCGGGGAAGCACUCCAUCAUGCGCCGCACCGGCCUGCCCGCACGCGACCUCCGGAUACUCGACCCGCUCCUCUCCUACCCGUCCACGAUCCUGGGCCGUGAGAGGGCCAUAGUCAUCAACUUGGAGCACAUUAAGGCCAUAAUCACCGCCCAGGAGGUGCUCCUGCUCAACUCCAGGGAUCCUUCGGUCAUCCCCUUCGUGGAUGAGCUGCAGCGGCGGCUCGCGCGCCGUUACCAUGCGACCACCAAAGCCCAGGAAGGAAAUGUAGAUGAUUCGAACUGGACGAAUUUGUAUGAUUUGGAGGAGCCACAGUCAAGACCUGCCAGCCCGCUAUCCUCUGGAGGAGGCUUCUCGCAGUUUGAGGACCGAGAAGAGGAUGGAAAAUCAGAUGCGAAACAAGGAAAUGACAAUCGCGAUGGGCUUAAACUCCCUCCUUUCGAGUUUGUUGCCUUGGAAGCUUGCCUUGAGGCUGCUUGCAGUUGCUUAGAAAAUGAAGCAAGGACAUUGGAACAAGAGGCUCACCCAGCUUUAGACAAGCUCACAUCCAAGAUCAGUACACUCAAUUUGGAGCGUGUCCGACAAAUUAAGAGCCGCUUGGUCGCAAUAACUGGUCGUGUUCAGAAGGUGAGGGAUGAGUUGGAGCAUCUCCUUGAUGAUGAUGAAGAUAUGGCCGAGAUGUAUCUCACUGACAAAUUGGUCCAAGAACACCUUGAGGGAUCCUCUACUUCCUCCAUGAAUGAGGGAGAAGGGGUUGAAGAUGAAGUCGUUCCCUCAGAUAUGGAAGAAAGGAUUGGUGCCGAGAUAUCACUUGAAGAACAUGGAAAUCCCGAAGCCUAUGAAGGCGAUCAUCUGUUUCAUACCCCAAAUGUACUGAGACGGGACAGCCACGGCACCCAGAUAAGCACCACCUGCAGUGCCAUAAGCAAGGAUCUUGAUGUGGAGGAGCUUGAGAUGUUGUUGGAGGCCUACUUUGUGCAGAUUGAUGGAACUUUGAACAAGCUAUCCACGCUCCGCGAAUAUGUGGACGAUACAGAAGACUACAUCAACAUCAUGCUGGAUGACAAGCAGAACCACCUACUCCAGAUGGGAGUGAUGCUGACGACUGCGACCCUCGUUGUCAGCGCCUUUGUGGUCGUGGCUGGUGUCUUCGGGAUGAACAUACAUAUUGACCUCUUCAAGCCUGAGAAAGCGGGCCUCCAGGAGUUCCUCUGGACUGUAGGGGGUGGUGCCACUGGGAGCAUCUUCCUCUAUGUCGUCGCCAUCGCCUGGUGCAAGCACAAGCGGCUCCUCGAGUAAAUAGGAAAGACCUAGGUCGAUCACCAACUGUGGUAUAGAUUGUUUUUGUUUUCAGGGAUGAGUCUAGGCUAUAAUAUCUUCAAUGAACGACAAAAGGCGGCUCGAUCCAUCCCUAGUCUGUCUGUGUGUAUGUACCAAUGCUUUCUGCCUCAGAAUUAUAUCUGGUGUGAAAAAUCUAUUGUCUGUGAGUUUGCUUCCUGUAAUAAGCAGACUGCAAGAAAGGCAACUGUAAUAGAUUGUCAAGACAACCUAUGUAAUCGUAUAUCACUUCCGUGUUUCCAAAUAAUUCGGGCUAUGAGUUUUGGUAUC